Boeremia exigua is the source of this 1005-nucleotide messenger RNA. RefSeq lists its product as uncharacterized. Lineage: Eukaryota; Fungi; Ascomycota; Dothideomycetes; Pleosporales; Didymellaceae. The transcript has a single exon. The record is from RefSeq and is a predicted model, not a curated record. Bases 1 to 1005 code for a protein of 334 amino acids.
AUGAAUGGCCUCUCUAGACGCAACUCUCGUGCUCACAGCACCAUUUCCGACGACACCAAUUCAACACCGCAGCCGCCACCCGCUCCACCGCCCACGCGUCGCAGCGGCACGCGUGGUGUACGCGCAGUCUCGACAGCCGCCGAAGCUGCACCGUCGGGGGAAGGGACGCAACAAAGUCACACCCCACCCCACUAUUUUCUUGCGCCUACUGUCCCAAGCCCAUUUUAUGGCAGCCUCGAAGCAAGCCUCGACGCCAUUUUGCACUGGGGCACACUGCACCCUGCCACGACGCCAGUGAAAGAAGAACUCCUACGACCUGUGACCACAUCAACGAACUGGCCUAGCCUACUGACGAGCACUAUCGGGGUUGCAAGCACACUGGACCACACGCUUGCCCGAUUCCUGUUGGAGGAGUUUGUGUUCCUGACCACGCGCAUCUUACUCCCUGAGCAGAUCGCCGAGAACAGAUUGGCGAUGGGCCGUCUGUACGACCGCAAGAAACACCUCGCCAUCAGACUAGUACUUAGGUACGAUAUGCUGCGAGAGUGGUCUGUAGGCGACGGACCGGUAGGGAAGAGGGACGUGAGCAUGCCGUCGGUGCCGCCUCCCACUACACUCCAGACCAUGAAAAGCACAAAUCCCCCGGACAGCCCAAUGCGAGAUACGGAAAUGGAAGCAGGAAAUCAAGGAUACAAGAGGAGGCAGCUGAUGCCGAAUGUCUGGCCUACGCUGAUUGCUGCGCCACCGGGUGGGUUCUUGACAAAUGGCGUGCGGGACAGGAUGAAGCAUUAUGUCACGCCACUUGAUAAAUGUCUGUUGUUGAGAGACGAUGAAGUGGCUAGAUGGAGUGACGAGUGGCUUGUGGUGAGGGCGAGUCAGAUGGUGUUGCAGUGGCAAUGGCUGAGACAGAAUAAUGAGACGCUAGAUGAGAUGGAGAUCGGUGGAUGGGAGGAAUUGGACGGGAGGGCUGAGGAGUGCGAGUGGAUUGCCGAGAAGAAGGAAUGA